GUUAAAGAGUAAGAGCCUAUAAUAUAUAUACUCCAACAGGUGUUUGGCGGCGAAAACAUUAAAAAGGUGAAAAAUAAAGAUAAAAAGAAAAAGAGAUUGAUCGAGAUCGAGAUGAUACUGGUGGCAAUCGUGGCGGAGCUGUUGGAGGAAUACAUGGUGCUGUUAGCGAGGGUGCUGGAGCAUAUGUUCCAGCAAGCUCCUUUGCCCUUUCCUAGGCGGGUCCGCUUCCUUAUUCUUCGAAGUCUUCCUUUUGCCUCCUCUUCACCUAUAUCCCACCCCUCGUCAAUCAUUUAGAGCUUGAUUCUACUUUUUCUUUGUCUCUUCUACUAAGUACAGUAGUAUUUUAAUUUAUUUGCUUAUACAUACAUAUAUAUGGCGCGCGUGUAUGUGUAAUUUUUAGCUUUGUGGUUGUAAACUUGCACUAAAUGCCUAGUUGUUCUAUAUUGUUAUGGAGGUACUAUA
This is a messenger RNA of Nicotiana attenuata, 462 nucleotides long. RefSeq lists its product as uncharacterized. The record is from RefSeq and is a predicted model, not a curated record. Lineage: Eukaryota; Viridiplantae; Streptophyta; Magnoliopsida; Solanales; Solanaceae. The transcript has a single exon. The coding region runs from base 112 to 294 and encodes 60 amino acids.